Molecule: messenger RNA, 591 nt
Organism: Scutellospora calospora
Lineage: Eukaryota; Fungi; Glomeromycota; Glomeromycetes; Diversisporales; Gigasporaceae
Source: the annotation of a GenBank genome assembly
AUGCAUAUAUUAAUAGCCGUAAUAAUAUCUUCAGCAUUAGCAUUCCAUGGUUUACGUAAUAAGUCACUAUCAACGUCUGGUGCAUUGUGUUCUUUCUUUGCAGGUAUUGGAACUUUGUCCAAUGAUUGGCUUGUAUUUACAGUGUAUAAGGCAGAAAGGAAAAAACAACUCGAGGAAGAUUAUCAUGAUGGCGGUCAAAGAACUGCUAUGCAAGUUGCAUGUAGCGCUUUUACAGGAACAAUUAUUUGUUUAAUUCAUCAAUAUUAUUAUGGUGGACAACUAAAAUGUUUUCUAAAUGAUCGGACAAAUGGAGGUGUAUCUCCGUUAGGUUUAUUCGCUUCGAUUUUGGGUGGUUUUGUUAUUGGUAUAUCUGCAGUAAUAUAUAUUUAUUUUGCAGAUGGAUGCAAUCGAUUAUAUAUUGAAGUAAUUCCGGUAGCUUCAAUAGCAGGAUUAAUUGGAUCAAUUAUAGAUUCAAUAUUGGGUGCUACUGUUCAAAUUUCAAUGUAUUCAGAAAAAUCACAUAAGAUAACUAAUAGUAUGACUGAAAAAACCAAGUUAGUUAGUGGAUUUAAUUUAUUGGAUAAUAAUCAA